Molecule: messenger RNA, 1763 nt
Organism: Planococcus citri (citrus mealybug)
Lineage: Eukaryota; Metazoa; Arthropoda; Insecta; Hemiptera; Pseudococcidae
Product: troponin T, skeletal muscle-like
Exons: 3
Coding region: 449-1687 (412 amino acids)
Source: RefSeq, a predicted model, not a curated record
GCCAAGGUGUUGAAAAAUGUUGAAUGUUACCAACAUGAGAACGUCACUCGCGUUCGGACUUUUUUUAAUGGCUUUUUUAAUAGCCGGUGUUGCUUGCCGAACGUCUUCUGGACAGGGAACAUUGAAUGGUCAACAGUCCGAUAGGAACAAAAGUGUUCAAGAUUCUGAUGCACAAAUGAAGGAAUUAAAGGUAGAUGAAGCCGAUGAUGAAAGUGAACUGGAAGGAGAAGAUGACGAAGAAGAAGAAGAAGAAGAAGAAGAAGAAGAAGAAGAAGAAGAAGAAGAAGAAGAAGAAGAAGAAGAAAGUUAAUUCAAAAAUACUCGUACGUACAUAAAAUCAUAUGGACAUUGGUUCAAAAACAUCUAUUAUUUCACAGCAACUGAAGGGCCUCACCUAACGUGUACACUUUUCAACGAUAACUCAGCAUGCAACGCGUUGUGCUCGAUAAUGAGUACAAUUUAUGGCGAACCAGUAAGUCCGGGGACCUGUGAACAACAAGACUGCAAUUGCGAUGUACCACCCAACACCACCCUCGAAGACUUCUGGAAACUAAAAUUCGACUCUCCGGGUAUUCUGCAAGAAAUUCGUAAAAAUAAAAAUCUAUCUAGCAAAAUUUUCGAUGUCCUGAAGAUCCCAUACCAAACACCACAACAAACUAAACAAAAUCUUACAUCACUAUUAACUCCCCAACAACUGAAGAAUCUUCGCGUGAAAAAUGAUAAUUCUCAGAAACUAUUUACAAAAUACGGUGCACCGAAUCCUGUCACAGUUCAGAAAUACGUCGUUCAGAAGCUGAAAUCUCUUAAAACACCACUUAAAAGCAAAGAUUACAAGAAAUUAUUACUCAAAUCACUAGAGGAUGCAGAUGACGAUACAUUCUACCACUUCUCGCACACAAUCCGUCGAUCAAAAAAUAAACUUUUGAACCAAGUUCUCGACAAAUAUGUAAGUGAUCACAAAAUUGAUGAUUCUGGGAUGGAGUCUGCUGAAGAAGAAGAAGAACAAUCAAUGGUUGAUCUUUUAGACACGGCCUUGAUCAACGAAAUCAUCAAACCAGUACCUCGUAAGAUCCAACCGGGUGCUCGUGGUAAAUCAUCUUCAAAAUCACCAUCGUCGCGUUCCAAUUCAAUCAAAUCAAAAGAAAGUAUGCCUGAAAAUCAGAAUAACAGUUUUAGCUCGUCAGGAAAAACUUCUAAUCAUAAACGUACCAUAAUCGAUAAAAAUCUCAUUACUUUGAAAGGAUUCGAUCAGACACAAGUAGCUCGAUUCAAACAAGGAGUAAAGGGAAACCCAACUUGGGAUAAAUGUUGGCAGGAUCUUGAUGCCUAUGAGGUUUGUACAACUCGAUACUCCCGUGCAGAAUACUUUACCUGGUACAAUAUAAAACAAGUAAUUAAGGUUCAAAUGAGGAAAUCUUCCAAUGGUAUCGUAGUGCAAACGUGGGAUUUUGACACCUUUGGUUUCGAAUUACAACGAGACGCAGAUGGUAAAAUCACUCAGUAUUGGAAUUUACCUGGCGGUUCCUACUGGGAGUACAUUAGAUCUCUUGAUGGUGAAGUUACACAACGCUGGGAAGGUAAAAAAGACUGGAAAUCUGUAGAGUAUUAUAAAUCAUUUAUGGAUGCGUGGUGUGCUGAGAAUGGUUCCUACUAUAAUGUGGGAGGAGAACCCUGUAUCAUGUACUGAGAGUGUUCGGCUGUUCGGUCGUAAUUCUGCGAAACCCGAUUUUAUGUAUAGGUAUUAGGUACAUAUAAUUUGUAAA